Molecule: messenger RNA, 4802 nt
Organism: Portunus trituberculatus (swimming crab)
Lineage: Eukaryota; Metazoa; Arthropoda; Malacostraca; Decapoda; Portunidae
Gene: Rab3-GAP
Product: rab3 GTPase-activating protein non-catalytic subunit-like
Biological process (GO): regulation of GTPase activity
Source: RefSeq, a predicted model, not a curated record
CUCGCACGAUGACGUCACUAACAACAACAACCUCGACGUCAUAGUCAGCUGUUCCUCCGUACGCUCCAUAUUGUCAGGCACUCUUGCCCCCUUUUUAACGUGUCUGUUUUGCUGACCCUUGCCGCUAAAUAGCUGGAAGAGUAGAAAUGUCUUGUCUACUGGAAGAAGUUGCAGCUAUUGGCAGCCCAUCAGAAAUAGUGCAGUGGCUGUGUCCUCACUUAUAUCCUGGACGAGGGCAUGGAUCCCCUGUGCCAGGGACAGGCUCCACACAUCUAACAGAUAUAGACUGGAGUGAAGAAUGGGAUGGAUGGAAUGAUAUUGACCAUGGUGGAGGAAGAAAAUCUUUGUCAGUUAACAAUGAAGAUGGUGGUUCCCUGAAGAAGUCCUCUCCAUCUUCUCCAUCUCCACAGCCUGAGGCCUCUUGGCUUACAGAAUGCAUCACUGCCAUAUCUCCAACUUGUGAUAUCAUGGCUAUUGGCUAUAAGAACAGAUUGGCCAUUUUGUCCCGUCGGUGGGAAAACUUGGCAGAGGAAAAUGAAGGAAUGAAGCUCAUCACGACUUGGAGAGGCACAGUUGGAUAUGCCCCUAAUGAUGAAAUCAGUGCCAUGCUGUGCCUACCUCUCAUUUCCCAAAAGCAGAGCAGCACAGGAGGACCAGAUUGGACCUGCAUUAUUGUUGGCUUCACUUCAGGAUACGUUGCCAUGUAUACCGAGAAUGGCUUGGUGCUUCUGUCCCAACAAUUUGAAGAGCAGAUGGUGCUGAGCCUGACAUGCCGCACACACCCAGCUGGGAGCCCACUGGUGCUGGCACAGGAUGGAACGGAGGAGCUGGUGAUGUUGUAUCCUCGUGCCAUCACCACUAUUGAUGGCUUUUCCCUCUUCCAGACUCUUCGGGGCUGUAGGAAUCAAGUUGCUAAAGCUGCUGCCAGUGGGGGUGACACAGUGACUGUACCUCCACUUGGUUACAAGAAAUGGGGGCUGGUGGACCAGGGGAUGGUGAAAGACUGUGUUGCUCCAGGCUUAUGUCCCCCAUCCAUCUAUGACCACAUGGCUCAAACAUCUGUUGCUAAGGGUUUCAGCCACACUGUUUUCACAGCAGUGCCGGCCACUUCCUUGCACAUCACAACAGGUCGAGGACCAUUUGCAGGCUUCCUCACAGCACAUGAAGGCUCAGCACCUCCUUUCAUGGCUGAUGUGGCUCGCCAUUAUGCCAGCAAGCUGAAAGAUGCCCUCGUCUCAGCUGCCAGUGGCUGGCUGUUUGGGAAAAGCAAGAAUAAAGAAACUGAUCCAUCAAAGAUGAAACCAAAAAUUGAACCAGCAACUCCCUUGCCAUACAGAUGGUCCUUACCAGACAAGCCACGUCUAGGUCUCUCCAUUAGUAUGAGCUCCAGUAGGCGUCUGGCUACCAUAACAGAUGACUUGGGACGUGUCACUCUCUUAGACGUGCAGAAAGGCAUUGCUGUUCGAAUGUGGAAAGGUUACCGUGAUGCUGACUGUGGCUGGGUGGAGGUGGAGGGUGAGUGGGGUGGCACUAAGCGCUGGGUUACCUUCCUGCUUAUUUAUGCUCCACGUCGAGGUCUGCUGGAAGUUUGGAUGCCACAGCAGGGACCCAGGGUGGCAGCCUUUAAUGUUCCUAAACAGUCAAAAUUGAUCUACACUCCCCACACUCUACUUGGAGCCAACAGUAUGAGGGGUGUGCGGUGCAAAGUGUUUCCUGUCAUUUUCAUCACCCCCGAUGGUACAAUGAGUGAAGUGAACAUCCCCUUCCACCUUGCUCUGGGAGGGAAGACCAGUAAGCGUGCCCGAGACCUUCACCUGCUCAAGACCCUCAAGUCCCAUCUCAAAGGUGGCAAUGAGGAGAUGAUGUUGACAGUAAUGUCUGAGAUUAAAACAAUGACAGUAAGGAAGCAGGCUGUGCUGACCCUCAUCCUCUCACAGCACCUUACUGUAUCACUGCUGCACGGGCUUCUGGAUCUUUUUCUACCUAUCUAUGGUGUAGAGGAAGAAGUAGAAGCUAACAAAACACUGCGUUCACGAGUGUCGACUGAACCUGUUUACAACCGUCUGCUGCAGCACUGCCACCAUCUAUCAGGCGUUUAUGGCAGGGAGGAUAUUCACACUUUGGACCAUGAAAGCCGCCUAUUUGGGCAGCAGUUGGUGCGUCUGAGGCAGCUGCUGGAUUUGUACUUGGUGCUGAGCAAACUCCAUGCAGCUCGAGAAGCCUCUCCUGAUCCUGAGGAUGAUGUAUUGGUGGAGGAUUUGGCAAAAAUUUUAGUGCUGACACCUAAGGAGGUUAUAAAUGUGAUAACAACAUGUGGCUGUAAUGACCACUUCAAGACAGGCAACACUAAAAAGGUAAAGUUUUCUGAUGGGGACCUGGUCCUUAGUGUUGGUUCCUUCAUACGAUGUUGGGAUGUGUCUGUUGGGGUGCUGGCCAGAGACACAGGAACUUCAGCUCUGCCUGUUGAUCUGAAAGGAGAUAUACAAGUGGAGAAGAAAAUUAGGCUAGGUGAAUUGCUCUAUGGAUGGCAGUGGCACAGAGAGAGCAUCAGGAAGUUCCAUCAAGUAGUAGAGAAAAGUGGAGUCAUUCCUGAGUCGCUGCUACACCUGGCCUUGGAGCACUGGCUGCAGAGCCCCUCCCCUGACACUGUGGCCACUCUGCAUUUUGGCAUGGUGGUGCAUAUCUUGUCUUCCCUGGCAGAGAAAAAAAUCUUAUGUGAUGUGAGUGAACAGAGUGCAUGGUGGAUUGCUGUAAGGGACAAGCUUGUGGCCUCUGAGCAGCCUUUCCAUGCUUACAUGGCUGCACUACUUUGCCGAGGUGUCCAUGCCACCCUGGAAACCAAAGCUCAUCUGAACUGGGAAGACGACAAUGCAAAAACAGUAAAAAUUGGAAAGGAAGACAAGGAGGGCUGUAUACAAGCCACAGCCAAGUUCAUGUCUCUGAAUGACUGGGAGGGGUUAUCAAUGGAAAUGGUAGAGUGGAAUUUAGUGCUCUGGCAACUUGGAUGUUUGCUGCCUCUAAAUAGACUCUCCUCCUGUCUGCCAUCUAAUGGACCUGAGAAGAAAUUGAAGCUAGAAGUAUCUGUAAAAAAUUUACUGGAUAAGGGUAAAGGAUAUGUUGCUGAACUGGUAGCUAACUGGUUUAUUGGCUCUGGUAUACCCCUCUCAACCAUUGAAAAGAUACUUACAAAGCAUGAUGAACAGACAAGAAAGAAACAACAAUUUGAUGCAGGGGAAGAUGAAGAGGAGACCAAGACUGUGUCAGAUGAAGAAGUAUCUUGUGAAGAAAAAGCAGAUAGUGAACUUGGCAAUCAUGGGGAAAUAUUCAAUUUGCUGGUGAAGGUCGGGGAUAAAUUCCCACACUCAGUGGCAGGUGAUUCAGUGCUCACAAACAUGGCUUGGGAGUUGGCUGCUGCCUGGCACAAGAACCCAGAUGAUGUUACUAAGUUGUCACUGGCUGUUGCUCACAUUGGAGAAAUAAAGAACUCCCAUAUCAGGCAUGGAGUUUCUGUGAUGAUAUGGGAGACAUGGGUCAGCAGAAGUAUCCAGUCUGCCUUGGGAUUGGUGGAAAAAGUUGGUCGUCUCCCGAAAGAUCGAUUAUGUCGUCGGGACCUUGGGCUUUGUGAACACAGUUUGGCAUUAGUGUUCAAAGCAGCAUCAGAGCUAUUAGAACAAGUGUUAGAGGCUAAUGUAGUGUGUGAAGUGGAGAAACCGCUAGUGUUGAGUGCUGACAGGUUCUGGAGUGGUCAGGAAGGAUCACCUUCUUUGGUGGAGCUCACCAUCAUGCAAAAGAUGACCUGUUAUGAUCUUGUGUAUCAUCAUCACCAGCUUCUUUCUGUCCUGUUCUUUAUUGCUCAUCACAACCUCAAGAACAUGAAGCCCCUCUCCUGUUUUGAUGGCAAGGACUCAGGAAGCUUGCGGUGUACAGGAGUGUCUCUGAAGCAGAGUCUGGAGCUGCUGAAUCAUGCACUGCACUUGCUGGUUGAGGGAUCUCAGGAGUACCGAAUGGCCACUGCACUUCAUCAGACCUUCUCAGCUUUCAUCCAAGAUGAGGAGGCUGAUUUACCCACCUAGCAGAGCCUAUAAACUAUAUGAUUUACUAUUGUUAUUUAUGUUACUGGAGUUUACUAUAUACUAAUGAUAGAAAAUAUUUGGGAAGUGUUUAUUUAGUAUAGAAAUACAAAGAAACCAUAUAUAAAAAUGAAAGGCAGCUUUUGGAGAUUCAGGGGCCUUUAAUUGCUUGACUUUUUUUCUUGAUAAGAGUUCAGGAUUAAGUUUAGUAAAUUAAAAGUAACCAUAAGCAAAAUAAAAUUACAAAUGAAGUACACAUAUUAGUUUUCAGAUUUAUUUGUAAUAGUUGUCAAAAUCAGAGUGAUUUACAAUUGUAUGUUACUUGUUCAAGAUCUAGUAUAGUAUUGUCUCUUGAAAGCUACAAAAACCACUCCAAGACAACAACAAAUCAUCUUUUUAUUUUUUCACAAGGAUAUUCGAAUACUCAAAGCUUGUGUAUACUGAACAUAGUAUGUACUUCCUUCCUUGUUAAAUCUGUAUGUUAUUGGAUUGAGAUAUUUAAUAGCUUUUAUAUGAAGCCUGGUAAUAAAGGUUAUGCAAUUGCAUACUGAAUAAACAUACCUUUCAUUGUGGUCAAGGGUAUUUUUUUGCCAUAAUUUUUCAAAGUAACCUUAAUUAUAACAUUUUGUGUCUCUUGCUGGAAAGGAUUUGUUUCCAUUAAAUUCAUAUGAAGCUUUAAUUAGUAAUAUGUACAUUUUUUUAAUAAUUGCCACAAUAUAUAAGAUUUGUAAA